Molecule: messenger RNA, 3871 nt
Organism: Phascolarctos cinereus (koala)
Lineage: Eukaryota; Metazoa; Chordata; Mammalia; Diprotodontia; Phascolarctidae
Gene: TRAF6
Product: TNF receptor associated factor 6
Biological process (GO): regulation of apoptotic process; innate immune response; regulation of canonical NF-kappaB signal transduction
Cellular component (GO): plasma membrane signaling receptor complex
Molecular function (GO): ubiquitin protein ligase activity; tumor necrosis factor receptor binding; zinc ion binding
Source: RefSeq, a predicted model, not a curated record
AAGUUGCACGAUAUAAGAUAAAUCCAUAUAAAUCAUCAGCGUUCUUAUUACAUAACAAACAAAACCCAGUAGGAGGAAGUACAAAGGGAAAUUCCAUUCAAAAUAACUACAGAAGCCACAGAGGAUUUGGGACUGUAUCUACUGAGAUUCACUCAGGGACUAUAUGAAUCUAACUCAGUAGUCCAUAAACUAUAAAAAUUAAGCUCCAGCUAUGUGCCAGGUAUGGUGCUUGGCCCUAGGGAUACAAAUGAGAAAAAGACUAUCUCUGGAAAAUGGAGAGUUAGCUGCAAAGUUCUGAGCCCACCACCAAAGGAGGUUUGGGUGAAGUUUAUUGCUACAUCACUCCAAUGCUCCAAUCAGGGUGGUGAGACAGUUGAGCAUAAUAAGGAGGAAAGUGAAUUCAAACUCCAAGCUGUUUAGGUCUCUAGUGAUGAGCUUAACCUGGGGGAGGCAGCACGUUUCUGGGGAGUCAGAACCGGGUAGAGCAGCCGAUGGCAUUUAAACAGAGCCCGUGUGGGGCGUGGGCAGUGAAUAGGGAGGAAGUGUCAGUUCACGCUUGGUUACACCGAGAAUGUAAGAACAUCAACAAAAACAUUUCUAUUAAAUUAAGUUUUGUGUCUCAAAACUCUUUGCAAAGAUGUAGACUUAAAUUACUGGAGAAGCAUGCAUUGCUCAUGGGUAGGACGAGCUAAUAUAGCUCAAAUGACCAUACCUCCUAAAUCAGUUUACUCAUUUGGUACUGCAGCAGACUCCUAAAAGAUUAUUUUAUAGACGUAGGAAAAAAAAAACAAUGAAAAUGGAGAGCAAUGAAAAAGGUGGGAGUAGGCGCUUCCCAGCUGCCGUUUGCUUCCCUUCCUCUCCCCCACUCCAUCUGGGAAUUCCCUCCGUAAGGAAGUCUUGGGGCUUCGCCCCUCCCCCAUCAGUUCCACGAAUAUGACUGGAUCACUUCCUAAUUCUUCGCCUCGCAGAGUCCAGGACCGCAGCUCGCUUUCCACGCGUUGGACCAGGGACGCGCAAGCACGGAAUUCACCGGGGCAGUCCCGAGGUGCGCGUAGGGAGGCGGCUGCAGGCGCCCUGAGUGCAGAGCCGCCGGCGGGAGAACCGCCGUGGCGGUAGGGGGCGCUGCGCCGCCAGGCAGAAGGCGACCCCUCUCGAACGCCGUCGUAACCGGCGCAGGCGCAGUCGCGUUCCCGUGCCUGGGCUAGGAGCUGAGAAGGCGGAAGCUCGGUUCCGGCGGCGGCGGCGGCGGCGGCGGCGGCCUGAGGGGCCUCGCCCGCUCCUGUGACCGUGCGGGCCUCCCUGACCGCGCGCCUCCCCUCGUUCUACGCGGAGCCUCGCCCUCGGAGCGACCGAUAACGGAAUAACCGACCAGUGCGGAGAAGUUGGCCACCUAGCAACUAUGAGUCUGGUAAACUGUGAAGACAGCUGUGGUGCCAACCAACCAGACAGCGACUGUUGUACUGCCAUGGCCAGUGCCUGUAGCACUGGCGCAAAGGAGGAUAGUGUAAAUGGGAGCACCAUUCCUGGGAACCUUUCCAGCUCCUUGAUGGAAGAGAUUCAAGGCUAUGAUGUGGAGUUUGAUCCACCCCUUGAAAGCAAAUAUGAGUGUCCCAUCUGUCUGAUGGCAUUACGAGAAGCUGUGCAAACCCCGUGUGGCCAUCGGUUCUGCAAAGCCUGCAUUGUCAAGUCAAUAAGAGAUGCAGGUCACAAAUGCCCUGUUGACAAUGAAAUACUGUUGGAAAAUCAACUAUUUCCUGACAACUUUGCUAAACGGGAAAUCCUCUCCCUGACAGUGAAGUGUCCAAAUGAAGGUUGUCUGCUGAAGAUGGAACUGAGGCAUCUAGAGGAUCACCAGACACAUUGUGAGUUUGCCCUUGCAGAAUGCCCACAGUGCCACCUUUCCUUUCGGAAAUAUCUCCUUCACAAUCAUAUGAUCAUGGAGUGUCCAAGGCGACAGGUGUCGUGUGUGAACUGUGCUGCACCAAUGCCAUUUGAAGAGAAAGAGUUCCAUGACCAGAACUGCCCAUUGGCAACAGUCUUCUGUGAAUACUGCAACACCAUGCUCAUCCGGGAACAGAUGCCUAAUCACUAUGAUAUAGAUUGCCCAAUAGCUCCAAUUCCAUGUACUUUCAGUACAUUUGGGUGUCGUGAGAAGAUGCAGAGGAAUCAUUUGGCUCGCCACCUGCAAGAGGCUACUCUGGCCCACAUGCGAAUGAUGGCCCAGGCCAUCGAGAACAUCAGCAUGGCAGUUUUCAGUUCCGGGCAUGAGGCCCCUCCCUACGAUGGGAACUCCGUAUCCCGGACGCCCUCAGGAUGCCCCCAAGACGUUCAGAACUUCCAGGAAACCAUCCAGCAGUUGGAGAGUCGUCUUGUAAUACAAGACCAUCAAAUCCGAGAGCUGACUGCUAAGAUGGAAACACAGAGUGCUUGUGUGGGGGACCUCAAACGGACCAUUCGAACCCUGGAGGACAGAAUUGCUGAAAUGGAGGCACAACAGUGCAAUGGCAUUUAUAUCUGGAAGAUUAACAACUUUGGGAUGCACUUGAAAUCUCAAGAAGAAGAGAAGCCUGUUGUCAUCCACAGCCCUGGAUUCUAUACUGGCAAACCUGGCUACAAACUCUGCAUGCGCCUUCACCUGCAGCUGCCAAGUGCUCAGCGCUGCGCUAACUAUAUUUCCCUUUUUGUCCACACGAUGCAGGGUGAGUAUGACAGCCACCUUCCCUGGCCCUUCCAGGGCACGAUACGCCUUACUAUUCUCGAUCAGUCUGAAGCACCUGUGAGGCAGAAUCACGAAGAGAUCAUGGAUGCCAAACCAGAGCUGCUUGCCUUCCAGAGGCCCACCAUCCCCCGGAACCCCAAAGGUUUUGGCUAUGUGACUUUCAUGCACUUGCAAGCCCUUAGGCAAAGAACCUUCAUUAAAGAUGAUACCUUACUUGUGCGUUGUGAGGUUUUGACACGCCUGGACAUGAAUAGCCUAAGGAGGGAGGGCUUUCAGCCACGUAGUACUGAUGUAGGGGUAUAGUGAAUGGCCCUUGGCUUACGAAAACUGAAUCUGUCUGAAGUCUGCUGGCUCCUAUCCCAGUCACCUUACAUGAUUCACAUCACGGUGGUAUGGUCCAGGCUUUAUUUCUGGUUGCCUGUGAAGUCAGUUCAAGCGUCUCAGUCCUCUGAAAACCUCUAAGCAGUGAAACACAAAUCAAGAUGAUGAUUUUAAAAUGUUGUGUUUUAUUACUCUAGCAUAAAUUCUGUAUCAUUACCUGACAAUUUUCAGUCAGCAGUCUAGAUCUGUAUCACUAUCCUAAGUCUUCACUCCUUCUGUGACAGUCUCCAUUGAAACAAUUUUCCCUUAGAGAUGAACACGUGGUCUGCUUCUACAAAAGAAUGGAAUCCAAGGUGCCUUUCAUGUAGUUUAACUGUUUUUGUUAGUCUGAGGAUGUCUUUUGUUCUUUCUCAGUUAAAAUCAGAAGAUCCGCACCAAAGGAUUUUCCUAUGAACUUUACCCAAAGGAUGUUAUUUAUUGUCCAGAAGUCCUAAUAGAGCAAUUGAAAGCCUUCUCUUUCUGCUCUGCCCUGGAUAAUUAGGAAUUUCCUUCAAGCCCUAUUGUUUUGAUGACAUUAUACUUCAGUGAACUGAGAAUCACUACCGCCUUACCUACACCAAAAGAAGAGCUACGUAGAGACUUGAGUUCUCAACAUUUUGACCCCCUUUCAGCAGUCAAGGAAUCUGAGGUGAAGUUCCCAUUUGCUGCUUUUUUUCUCCCAGGGAAUUACCAGCUGCAAGCAUAGUGAUUUUAUAGAAGUCUUAGACUCGUCAAAAAUUUUUUUCUUCACCUAGAUUAUAUAUAUUUUUUUAUAAAGAACUUUGAACUUUG